Culex quinquefasciatus (southern house mosquito) is the source of this 2197-nucleotide messenger RNA. RefSeq names its product nose resistant to fluoxetine protein 6. The transcript has 4 exons. The coding region runs from base 165 to 2114 and encodes 649 amino acids. The record is from RefSeq and is a predicted model, not a curated record. Lineage: Eukaryota; Metazoa; Arthropoda; Insecta; Diptera; Culicidae. Gene Ontology annotation, molecular function: acyltransferase activity, transferring groups other than amino-acyl groups.
GUCUUCGUCCACUGCUGAAGCUUUUCAAUCGGCAGUGUACUUCCGAAAAUCUGUUGGUAAUCACCGCCGUUAUCGCGGUGCCACCGGAAGUUAACUGACCUAUGUAAACGGUCUUCAGGAGUUCGCCAACCGGUUAGUGGCAUCGCAACGAUUGAAGUAUCAACAUGUGGUCCGUGGGACUUGGAUUUUUGCUGUUUUGUGUUGUUACCGGCGCCGAACGCCAGAAUCAUUCGAGACUGGACGACAGUGCUGGGUUUAGUAUCGACGAAGUUGCGGUAUUGAAUCGUAAGUUUCUGGACUAUCUGGUGCAGCUCGAUGCAGCGCAAGCGGAAAGCGACGAGGAUCGCAGAUGUGUCGAUGCGAUGCAGCUGCUUUCCAGGGCUUACAUCAAUCGAGAACGUAACGGACUGGAGUGGUUCGACUCAUGGGGUAAGAUUCCCUCCGGCUUGUACUACGGCAAUGGAUUCGCGAUCGGGAACUACGAGCAGUGUCAACGGUUCAGCUAUGGUCAAGUCAACAGUUACCAUUGUACCCUGUCGGCAGCGAUGCCCAACAGUCAGCUACCGAUUGUGGCUUUCGGGCUUUGCUUACCGGAGUUGUGUAGUCCGGAGUUUUCGUUGAAGUUGUACGGAGGACAUCUGUUAGAGCAGGGAGUCGCGCUGCUGCCAGUCCUGAACUUUUGCAGUAGGGAUGCUGGUGUUAAGUUCAAUGGGGCUCUGAUUACGGCUAUUGUUAUAUUCUCCAUAAUUGCUGGAUUGGUAGUGGCAAGUACGGUGUACGAAGUUGUACAGAUCCUGCUGAAGAAUCCAAUAACAGUACAGUACGCGUCAUUCUCGUUAUAUCGGAACAUUCGAUCCAUCCUGCACGUCAUUCCGCGGCAAAAGGAUCCCGCCAAGAAGAUGGAUACUAUCGAGUGCGCCAACGGUAUUCGAGCGCUCUCAAUGAUCUGGAUCAUCGUGCAUCACGUCCAUGAAACUAGUGUUUCCUACCCCGUGAGCAACCCUCAAACGAGGCUCGAUUAUCUGUUUAGUUUUGUAUCAUCGGCAACCGCAAACUCGGGAUCGCUUGCCGUUGAUGCCUUUCUGGCAAUGGGUGGAAUGCUUGUCUCGAUCACGAUGCUCAGGGAGCUGGAUAAAGCCGGAAAGAUCAACCCGCUGAUGUUGUACCUGCGACGCUACAUCCGGUUGACUGCUCCGUAUGCGGCGUUAAUCCUGUUUGUGGUGUCUUUUCCAAUGUACAUGGGAGAUGGUCCACUGUGGAAAUCCACAAUGACAUCGCUGCAACGAGGCUGCUUGGAGAACUGGUGGUCUGCCCUGCUGCAUAUCCAGAACUAUGUCAACCCUAGGAAUAUGUGCCUCAACUGGACUUGGUACCUCUCCGUGGACAUGCAACUGUACAUCCUAGCACCAGCUCUAAUCUACCCUCUGUGGCGAUGGGGAAAACGUGUCCUCAUCGGGAUCGGUGGGCUAGCUUUCCUGUCGAUCGCGUGCGUCUUCACAACGUUCCUGGUGAACGAUUUUCGCGAUGUACAGAACGCAAUCCCUCUGCGAGAGCAAGUCCUAACCUACUAUCCAACUCACGCCCGGAUGGCCGCGUGGUUCCUCGGUGUCAUCUUCGGAUACAUUCUGCAUCGUACGCGAUCAGCCGGCUCAAACCUGCCAAAACGCUACUACGCGCUGGGAUGGUCAAUUUGCUUCGCAAUUUUGGCGCUCAUCAUCUACGGCGGUCACGAAGUAUUCCUUAUGGAGUACAGCGAGUCCGCGAAGGUAGCGGAUGCCUUUUACGUGUCCCUUUCGAGGCCGGUCUUCGGUGUGUGCGUCUGCUGGAUCAUCUGGGCCUGUGUCAACGGGCAGGGUGGCGUCAUCGAUGGCAUUCUGGGUUCGGAACUGUGGCAGCCGCUGGCGAAGCUGUCGUUCACGAUGUACCUGCUGCAUCUGCAGCUGCUGUUGAUGGCAUCGAUUGCGAACUCCAAAACGGAGCAGAACUUUAGCGUGAUGGAUUUGUAUUACCGAAUUUGGGGAGCGAUUGGGCUAACGACGAGUGUUUCGCUGCUGUGGAGUGCGGUGUUUGAGGUUCCGUUUGUUACGCUGGAAAAGGUUCUACUUCGAAAGUAACUGAUGAGUUAAAUAGUGCAAUGUUAAUGAUCCGAGAAUUUUUCCAUAAUCUGUAAACAAUUUUGAUAUUUUUUGUUAUCUUA